AUGGUGCGCCUCCUUUACUUGCGCGUGCGAACCCUCAGCUACAACGCUCUGGAGGGCCCUAUACCGGCUUCCUUCAGCGCCCUUGCUUCGCUCGCCUUCCUUGAUCUGCAGUCCAACACGCUAAACGACUCCAUUCCAGAUGCCAUCUCGCACAUGACUGCUCUCACCGGCCUCCAUCUCUCCAACAACCAGCUGUCUGGUGCCAUUCCCCCUGCCAUCAGCGCCCUCAAAACCCUGAAAGAGCUACUUAACCUCUGUGAUCGUGCAUCACUCUCCCUCUCCCACAUCACUCUCCCUCUCCCACAUCACUCUCCCUCUCCCACAUCACUCUCCCUCUCCCACACCACUCUCCCUCUCCCACAUCACUCUCCCUCUCCCACAUCACUCUCCCUCUCCCACACCACUCUCCCUCUCCCACAUCACUCUCCCUUUCCCACAUCACUCUCCCUCUCCCACAUCACUCUCCCUCUCCCACAUCACUCUCCCUCUCCCACAUCACUCUCCCUCUCCCACAUCACUCUCCCUCUCCCACAUCACUCUCCCUCUCCCACAUCACUCUCCCUCUCCCACAUCGCAUUUCAAACUUCGACACGGCUAGUGUGUGACUGCACUGCCUUCACCCCGAGCUCCAUGCUGUGUGCUGCUCGCAGGUCCAUGGCCAACAAUGAGCUCGAGGGGACCAUCCCUGCCUUCCUCUCUUCCUUAAAAACACUCACCCACCUUUCCUUGAACGACAACAAGCUUGAGGGAUCCAUUCCAAGCACCAUUGCCCAACUGCACGAUCUCUCCUGGCUUUUCCUUUCGUACAACUCUCUCACUGGCAACCUUGAGGACCUUACCCCACUGACCAAUCUAAUUGGACUGGAGUUAUCCAGCAACGCCAUAUCAGGGCACCUUCCCUCCACCCUAAGGGAACUCCCUCGUCUGGAAACCCUGCUGAUCUCAAACAACAACCUCUCAGGCGCUAUCCCCUUUUCCAUCUCCGGCCUCUCUCGGCUUCUCACUCUGCUGUUGGACGGCAACGCAUUGGAGUCUCCUAUCCCCACAAGCUUGAGUGCUCUGCGGGCGUUGAAGCUCAUGGACCUAAGCAAGAACAAGUUCUCGGAGGACUUUCCGACUGUCCUCACCCGGAUGACACAAGUGGAGCACAUGAAGCUGAGCAGAAACGACUUCACGGGCAGCAUCCCUGCCUCCAUCACGUCUCUCGCUUCCCUCACCUACCUUGAUCUAGGCUACACGUUGCUAUCGGGCACAAUUCCCACCGCCAUCACCAAAAUGCAACACCUCUCUCGCCUUGACCUGCAAAUACCAACACUCACUGGCUCUGUCCCGGCCUCCAUGGGCGCCAUGCUUAAUCUGCAGUACCUCUACGUCAACUACGAGGCGACGCCAUGCGGUUCCGGGGAGUGCGAGGUGGUGCAGUACUCCGGCACAGCCUUCUGCCGUGCCUGCACUGACUUCUGCGACUCGUGCUCUCGUGAGGCUCCAAUCACCCCUCCAAAGUGUCGGAAGAAGCGCCGUGCCUGCUCGCUCAAGUCCUGCCCGGGCCGCAUCUGCAUUCCCUUCGUCCGCAGCUGCAAGGGCUACAAGUGCAUCUGA
This is a messenger RNA of Closterium sp. Yama58-4, 1599 nucleotides long. Lineage: Eukaryota; Viridiplantae; Streptophyta; Zygnematophyceae; Desmidiales; Closteriaceae. The record is from the annotation of a GenBank genome assembly.